Molecule: messenger RNA, 2097 nt
Organism: Morchella importuna
Lineage: Eukaryota; Fungi; Ascomycota; Pezizomycetes; Pezizales; Morchellaceae
Exons: 6
Coding region: 1-2097 (698 amino acids)
Biological process (GO): activation of GTPase activity
Molecular function (GO): GTPase activator activity
Source: RefSeq, a predicted model, not a curated record
AUGCUGGACAUUCAGGACGCCCGAGCCCGCUGGAAAGCAACCUUCGAGCCCGGCCCGCGCCCCACGCCCGAGGGCCUCAAGUCGUCCGGCGGCCUGCGCAGCGUGUGCUGGAAAACAUGGCUCCUCCUUCCCACCACGGACCAAAGCACCUGGCGCGCCACGCUCGCCGCCUCCCGCAGCGUCUUCGAGGACCUGCGCACCAGCUACAUGGCGCCGUUUGACCUCGAGCGCGCCGACGACGGGACGGGCGUGGAGCUGGACCCGCUGGCGGAAGAUGAAGCUAACCCCUGGGACCGCUACCGCAAAGACGAGGAGCUCCGCGCCGAGAUUGUGCAGGACGUCGAGCGGUGCAUGCCCGACGUGUCCUACUUCCGUGGCGCGGAGGUGCAAAAGUCGCUGCUGGACGUGCUGUUUGUGUACUGCAAGCUGAACGAGGACCUCGGCUACCGCCAGGGCAUGCAUGAGAUUGUGGCGGUGAUUCUGUGGGUGCUGUCUGCUGAUGCUGUUGCUGCUCCCGGUGAAGAAGACGGGGUGAAGAGGGAGGGGGGAGAGGAGGAGGAGGAGAUGGUGAGGGCGCUCUGCGACGAGCGCUAUGUCGAGCAUGAUACGUUCAGCCUGUUCCAGGUUGUGAUGCGCUCUGCAAAGGCGUGGUAUGAGCUCGGCGAGGAGGGGGAGGGGAAAGGGAGGGGCAGGGAGAGCCGUGGGCGCCCGCCGAUUGUGGAUAAGAGUCGGUGGAUCCAUGAGCAUCUUGUCAUGGCCGUGGACCCGGAGCUGGGGAAUCAUCUCAAGGCGCUGGAUGUGCUGCCGCAGGUGUUUUUAAUACGAUGGAUCAGGCUGCUCUUUGGAAGAGAGUUCCCCCUCGACGAGCUGAUUGAGGUGUGGGAUUGCCUCUUUGCGGAGGACCCGGGGCUGCAGCUCGUGGACUACAUCUGCGUGGCCAUGCUUCUGCGCAUCCGCUGGCAGCUCGUAACCGCCGACUACUCCACCGCCCUCACCCUCGUCCUCCGCUACCCGUGCCCCUCCGCCGCCCACCCGCCGCGCACCUUCGUCGCCGACGCCCUGCACCUGCGCUCCAACCUCACCUUCACCGGCGGCAAGCACAUCAUCACCCUCUACUCCGACCGGCCCCCCAAAACGCCCCUCCCCCCGCGCCCCACCAAACCCACCGCCAACACCAACAACACCACCACCGCGGCAUCACGAACCAAAUCCCCCCUUGGCAGUCCCACGCGCUUCAUCCCCGGCGUCCAGCUCGACUCGGUCCUCAGCGACGUGACGCGCACCGUCCUCGACCGCGGCGAGAAGUGGGGCGUCAACCGCACCAUCGGCCGCGCGGUCGGCGAGGUCAAGAAGAACGUGCAGGGCUUCCAGCAGCAGCAGCAGGCGCAGUGGGCGGAGGCGAGUAAGGAGCUGGCGAAAGAGGAGGAGCUCGUGAAGCGGAGUAGGGCGCUCAGUAAGAAACUGAAGCACGACGAGGAGCGCAGGAGGCUGCUGGAGAAGGCGCUUGGUGCGGUCAUUGAUGCGCUGGAGCAGGAGCCGCUGGGCGCUGUGGAGAGGGCGAGUGCGAUUGAGAGGUUGAAGGGUGUGAGGGCGUGUUUGGCGGAUAGCACGAAGGUGGUGGGGCCGGAGCUGUUGGAGACAAUUGCGCCUGGGACGCCGGUGUCAGCGAGACAUCCGCCGCCGGGAUUUAGGAGAUCGUCGUCUGCCGCCGCUGCAAUAUCGCCGCUGAACCCGGCGUCACCAAUGUCUGCGGCGUCGUCGACGAUGGUGAAGACGCCGAGCUCGCCGCCGGGGGGCUUUGUUAAGACGAGUUUUAAGAAUAAUUCAGACCCGGACUUUCUGACGCACAAGCCGCGGUCGUCGCUAGCGCAGAGCAGCUUUGCGUGGAUGCUGGGCGACGAUCCGGCGGUGAAGGCGAAGACGGGGUUUGUGGCGGGGAAGGGGAAGGGGGGAGGUAGUGGUGGUGGGAGUGGGGCGGGGGGCAGUGGGGAGAUGGUGAGGGUGGGGAGUAAAGACGGGAAGGGAGAAGAGGAGGGGACGGAGGGGUUUGAUUUGGGGAGUAUGGAGGGGAAGAAGGUGAAUUCGAAGGAGGGGUGA